Solenopsis invicta (red fire ant) is the source of this 757-nucleotide messenger RNA. Its product is annotated as putative nuclease HARBI1. The coding region runs from base 53 to 757 and encodes 234 amino acids. The record is from RefSeq and is a predicted model, not a curated record. Lineage: Eukaryota; Metazoa; Arthropoda; Insecta; Hymenoptera; Formicidae. The transcript is spliced from 2 exons.
UAAUACCUGGAACACCUAUGAUUGAUCCGCGCACACAAUUUCUGUUGGCAUUAUGGCCUACAGGUGUACCUACCGAUUAAACGAAGUGUGGGCAGGAUUUGAAAAUGCAAGUAGAUUUUCUAAAAUUAUUGGAGCUAUAGACGGAACACAUAUUAACAUUCCAGCCCCAAAAAACAAUCCUGAAUGUUAUAUAAAUCGCAAAGGUCACCAUUCCAUCCAACUUCAGGCUAUUUGUGACCAUAAAUACCAAUUUAUUCAUUGUUAUGCUGGACAUGUUGGAUCUGUCCACGAUCAACGGGUAUUUCGUCAAUCAGAAGUUCAACAUUAUUUGGGAGAUGUUACAAAAUUCCCACAAGAUAGCCAUUUGGUUGGUGACGCGGCUUAUAAAUUACAUGAAAAUUUAUUGGUACCAUACCGUGACAAUGGCCAUUUAACAGAACGACAGCGAAAUUAUAACUUCUGCCAUUCUUCAGCAAGAAUUGUCAUUGAGAGAGCGUUUGGCCUUUUAAAAGAAAGAUUUCGUUGCCUUUUAACUACACUUGCCAUGGAUCGAACAGAUUUAAUUCCUAUGCAUAUUCUGUCUUGUUGCGUAUUACAUAACAUUUGUUUAAUGAGAGGUGAUGAACUUAAUUUUGAAACAAACGACGUAGAACUUACUGAUAUAGCAGACAAUGUUGAAAAUGUUUCUGCUGUUUCUAAUGCGGGUGUUGCUAAAAGAGAUUUCAUAUGUGAAAGAUUAAGAAUGAGACAUGUGUGA